Glycine soja is the source of this 613-nucleotide messenger RNA. RefSeq lists its product as uncharacterized. The record is from RefSeq and is a predicted model, not a curated record. Bases 46 to 321 code for a protein of 91 amino acids. Lineage: Eukaryota; Viridiplantae; Streptophyta; Magnoliopsida; Fabales; Fabaceae. The transcript has 3 exons.
UAGUUAAGUUGGGAAGAGAGAGAGAGAGAGGAGAAAGGAGGAAAGAUGAGUAGUUCAUCAAGGCCGGUGCCGAGGAGAGAGAGUCCAUGGGGAGUCACCGGAGAGAAUCAUCCUGAACCCAAAGCUCACCGCUGCAAUGACCGUGUCGAGGACGUUAUUCAGGCUUGCUUUGAGGGAAACCCAUUCAAGACUGUUCCGGGACCUUUCAAGCUCUUCUGGCAGUGCAUGCGUUCCAAACCCGGUGAGGAACCAACAGCCCCAUUUACUUAUCUGGAUUUGGAGCCUCUAAAGAGAGAAACGGAACCUGUGAAACCUGAGUAGUGUCACUUUUACUUACAAAUGCCUUAACAGCUUUGGCACUGCAUGGUCCUUUAGUGGUUUCUAAAUUUCCCUCCGUGUGGAUUUUUUUUUUUUGAGAAAAAUAUGUAACUAAAUUGUUUUUGUUGCUUUGCUACAUAAAACAGACGUCCUAUGCCGCUUUGUUCUGUUCUUCGGUGGUACUUGCUCAAUAAAACAUGGCUAGGUGCGUUCUUGAAUAACUUAUAUUAUAAUGUUUGAUGUUAUAACAAAACAUUAAUUAAUGUUCUGCUGGAUUAGUUUUUAGUUUUCGAUA